Haliaeetus leucocephalus (bald eagle) is the source of this 5928-nucleotide messenger RNA. RefSeq names its product protein-O-mannosyltransferase 1 (gene POMT1). Lineage: Eukaryota; Metazoa; Chordata; Aves; Accipitriformes; Accipitridae. The record is from RefSeq and is a predicted model, not a curated record. Gene Ontology annotation, cellular component: membrane; endoplasmic reticulum. The transcript is spliced from 21 exons. Gene Ontology annotation, biological process: protein O-linked glycosylation via mannose. Bases 820 to 2997 code for a protein of 725 amino acids. Gene Ontology annotation, molecular function: dolichyl-phosphate-mannose-protein mannosyltransferase activity.
GGACUGCCAUCUCCUCAGGGCCGGGGGGUCCUGGUCCCGCCGCCUCCCCCGGGGCACGGGGGGGACUGGUGGUCGUCCUGCGGCCCCCCUCACCUCCGUAGUGAGAAACAAGGAGGGUGGCACCGCACUUGAUGGUGGUGAUGUGCUCACAUCUUGCUUUGUUCUCCCCUGAUCAAAGCCAUGCAGAUGGAUUUAUUCCGGUAACUUUCAGCUGUAUUGAGGUGAGGAGAUACAACACUGAUUCCCUGCUAUUUUCUGACCUAGCUUUUAGCAGUUCUGCCUACAGUAGAGUUCAGUCCUGCUUUCUGCAGCGCUCCCCCCUAGGCUGUGCUAGAGCCCUACAGCACCUACCUACACCUGUGCUCUAAUAGCCAGCUUUUUAAGAUAGAGGAUGUUUGUGGGUUCUGCCCUCUGCCCCUGCCAAGAAAUGUGCUCAGUUUGCGAGGAAGUAACUUUUUUUUUUUUUUCUUAAAGCUAUCUGAGUAGCCUGGUGCCUGAGCAUGUGGUUUGCCUAUCACUAGCAUUGGAAUUUGGGCUGGGAGGUUUGCUUAGCACAAAGCGGAAUAUAGGCUUGAAUUAAGCUAUUGUGUUUCUCCAGAACUAGUGUAAGAGUAAGCAAAGUUUCUAGCUUACUAUUGAUGACAGAGAACCAUACUCAUGUAGAAGCAGGGCAGAUGAAAAGUUAACUGUGUUAGCUUAGUAACUUCAUUUUUACAGUUACUCCAGUAGAUACAGCAGAAAACACAUAAAUGUGGAAGGCAGGAGAACUUUGGAAGAUCAAUUACCAUGAGCUGCUAGUAGCAGAAAACCUUUGACAGGAUGUUGGGAUUUCUGAAGAAGCCGGUUGUGGUUACUGCAGAGAUAAAUAUGAACCUCGUGGCAUUGACUGUGAUGGGAUUAAUAAGCCGUCUUUGGGGGCUUUCCUAUCCACGGGCUGUAGUUUUUGAUGAAGUUUAUUAUGGCCAAUUCGUCUCACUCUACAUGAAGAGGAUCUUCUUCGUGGAUGACAGCGGCCCACCUUUUGGCCAUAUGCUGCUAGCUUUGGGAGGUUACUUAGGAGGAUUUGAUGGAAACUUCUUAUGGAACAGGAUUGGAGCUGAAUAUAGCAUGAAUGUUCCUGUUUGGUCCUUGCGACUGCUGCCAGCACUGGCUGGUGCUCUCUGUGUGCCUUUAGCAUACCAGAUUUUGGUAGAACUGCAGUUCUCCCACUGUGCUGCACUUGGAGCUGCUCUUCUGGUUCUCUUAGAGAACUCUUUGAUCACUCAGUCAAGGUUCAUGCUCCUGGAAUCAGUAUUGAUUUUUUUCAUCCUACUUGCAGUUUUGUCCUACCUGAAGUUCUACAAUUUGCAAAGGCACAGUUCCUUCUCUGGAAGCUGGUGGUUUUGGCUUCUGUUGACUGGAGUAGCUUGUUCUUGUGCAGUUGGAGUGAAAUACAUGGGCCUGUUUACCUUUAUGCUGCUCUUGGCCAUCGCAGGACUCCACUUCUGGCACAUGAUAGGUGACCAAAACUUGUCAAAUGUUUCCUUGAUGUGCCAUUUUCUAGCUAGGGGACUGGCCCUCAUCGUCAUCCCAGUGGCAAUGUACCUGUCCUUCUUCUAUGUUCACUUGACUUUGCUGUAUCGCUCUGGGCCUCAUGACCAGAUUAUGACAAGUGCUUUCCAAGCCAGCUUAGAGGGUGGGCUGGCUCGAAUCACUCAGGGUCAGCCCUUAGAGGUGGCCUACGGCUCUCAGAUUACUCUGCGGAACGUGUUGGGCAAGCCCAUGCAGUGUUGGCUCCAUUCUCACACGAAUACUUACCCCAUCAGGUAUGAGAAUGGACGAGGUAGUUCCCAUCAACAGCAGGUGACCUGCUAUCCCUUCAAGGAUGUGAACAACUGGUGGAUUGUCAAAGAUCCAGGAAUGCAGCAGCUGGUGGUGAGUAACCCACCUCGUCCUGUCAGGCACGGACACAUCGUGCAGCUGGUCCAUGGCAUCACGACUCGGUACCUCAACACGCAUGAUGUUGCCGCCCCUCUUAGUCCCCACUCCCAAGAAGUUUCCUGCUAUAUUGAUUAUAACAUCUCCAUGCCAGCACAGAACCUCUGGAGAGUGGAAAUUGUAAAUCGGGAGUCUGACACAGACGUGUGGAAGACAAUUCUGUCAGAAGUGAGGUUUGUUCAUGUGAACACCUCUGCAGUGCUAAAGCUCAGUGGAGCAUCUUUACCUGAGUGGGGAUACCGGCAGCUGGAGGUGGUUGGAGAGAAGCUGUCCAAAGGCUACCACCAGAGCAUGGUGUGGAAUGUGGAAGAGCACAGAUAUGGGAAAAGCCAAGAGCAAAAAGAGAGGGAAGUGGAACUCCACUCUCCCACACAGAUAGACAUAAGUAAAAACCUCAGCUUCAUGGCAAAGUUCACAGAAUUGCAGUGGAAAAUACUCACAUUAAAAAAUGAAGACACAGAACAUAAGUACAGCUCCUCUGCUCUUGACUGGAUCACAAUGGACACAAAUAUUGCCUACUGGCUCCACCCAACCUCUGGUGCCCAGAUCCACCUCCUUGGGAAUGUUGUCACCUGGGCUUCAGCUAACAUUGCUGCUCUGGUCUACACGUGUCUGUCCCUGUGGUACUUGAUCCGCCGAAGGAGAAAGAUUUACGACAUGCCUGAAGAUGCAUGGCAGCUCUGGGUAUCAGCCGGGGGGAUCUGUGUUGGAGGCUGGGCUGUGAAUUACCUGCCCUUCUUCCUGAUGGAGAAAACACUUUUCCUGUACCACUACCUGCCUGCCGUCACAUUCCAGAUUCUCCUGAUUCCCAUCGUAUUACAGCAUCUGAGUGAUCAUCUCUGCAGAUCUCUGCUUCUCAAGAGCAUGUUCAGUGCAUUGAUCGUAGCCUGGUUCUCUUCAGUCUACUUUGUCUAUUGCACAUUUCGCCCUGUGACCUAUGGGGAACCCUCGCUGUCUGUUACUGAACUCAAGGACUUGCGCUGGAAGGACAGUUGGAACAUCCUUAUCCGAAAACAGUGACAACUACAAUCUUGUUACAGGCCAAAGGAAACGCCUUUUAUGCAAAGCCAAGAAUUUAUUGUUAGUAUAAUUGAAAUCUUAACAGUCUGAUCAAAUAAUUGAUAGUAGUCCAGAUCUGAUUAUUACAGGAAAAGAAAAUAAAAGAAUACUGUUACAGAAAAGGUCUCAACAGUAAUAUAGCUGUUAUGAGCACAAUUCCCAGUUUCUACCCCUGUUACAUUGACCCUUCCGCUAUCCUUCAGGCUCUGAACAUUGCUGACUUCAGUCAACAGCAUCCUAGGUCCUUUGCAGGGAAGAGCAUGCUGCAAGGGAUUCUUCCUCUUUCCUGGGAGUGUGAUGUUGACGGUUUCCACCUUCUAGCACUACGUUGCACUCAGGGGUAUUUUACGUUUCCUAGCACCUUGGUCUGCAAUUCCAUAUUACAGGUUCCUAUAAAUGGAUACUCUCCAGCAUAACAGAUACUUUUCUCCGUUUUCUUUGUUACUCCUAAAAACUGGGUUUUCCUUGUUCUAAAGCUUACACAUCUUUAACAACCAGUAAUUGGCCCUGCGGUCUUCAGCAUCUUCCCAUGACUAUAUUCCUCAACAAUGUGUUAUUUGCCCCCACUUUCAAUGCUCUGCUAUCAUCCCUCUUUCAUUACAUUACAGUAUUAAGCUAAGUUUAUAAAUAGUUCAUUCUGCAUAGAAUAAUGAGUUGUUACUAUUAUCUAUGUAUAAUCAUUUGGCAUGACCAUAAUUGUUACAAAGCUAAGCAAAAAUAAAACAAAUAGACAUUAAAAAAUUGCUGUUAUGGCUAAACAAGCUAAAACAAAGCUUCAGGCAGGCCAAGAAGUCAGCCAAAGCCAGAAGAAUCCUUUGGCCUUGGGACAUUCAUAUGAAGCCUGUGGCCUGUUACUAGCAAUGGCAGUGUUUUAUUUACCAGGCUGCAGGGUUACACCUCAAAUCUUGUAGGAAGAGGAGCUCUGAGCAAGGUAGAACUGACAGUGCUGACAAAGAAACCUGCUCUAAUUUGUACACUUGGCUUCAGGGUAAAAAUAUUGUAGGUAACAGCCCAUACCCUGGCCUGCACCAGCAGAGGAAUUCAGAGGGUAAGAGAAGGUGCAAGUGAAGGACUGGGAUCACUCAGCGGGGAAUUUAUAGUAGCUCUGUAAAGAUAUUCAGCAAGAGUUUAUAGUACCUAUGCCACGUUUGGUUUGUUGGUUUUUUUUCCUCCACGUGGCUGCAGCAGCAUCUUGCAGUACAGCUCAAAGCUGACCAAGAACAGCAGUCCUAGACAGGCCAGGGUGCUUUUUACUGUAGCAUUCCUUACUGCUCUAACAAAUGCUAUUCAAGGCUGCUUUGAGCUCCCCUGCCCCCAGAGGAAGGUAUGAUCAAACACCACAGUCAUUCAAAGUAGGUUUUAGCAACUAUUUUGCUCUUACUUAAAUCAGACCCAAGAGCUAAUGCUUCAGUGCAGUAGCUCAUACUCUGUCUGUCACCCUGAGCUAAACAGCACCCAGCAGCAGUUAGGAAAUGAACUGCUUUCUCCUCAGCAUUAGAGAUGUACCACUGAACUGUGGUGAUCACUACUAACAAACCUUUACCGAUUUCCAGUGUUGAAAAGACUAUAGGGAUGACAGUGCAGACUGCAUUUUUCUUUUUUAAAAAGUGGUUUGCCGGGGGUUUUUUUCCCCCUCAAUAAAGCUUCAGCCAUUAUAGAACUAAAGCUAACAAUUCUGGGAAGAAAGAACUGUUGAGUAUAAGAUCAUCUCCAGAAGUGUUCCUUUCCGUACCUUUGUGCUGGCGUAGUGCAAGUAGCACAAAUAAUAGCUUUUACAUAAAGUGGUCAUUUCUGCUCACUGUUGGUUCAUUUGUUUAUUAGCCAAAGUAACACACCCACAAGCAACACAGCCAGACCUUGGUUUUAGAAAACUAGCAAAUAUGAAAAAGUUCCUCUUAAUAGUACUUCCCCCCCUCCCCCCUUGUUAAAAUUGCACCACAGGUCCAGACUGAAGAAGGAUACCACAAGGACAUUUUCAAAGGCCCAACCAGCACUUCAUUUCAGAAUUAUCUUUUUUCCAGAAACUCCAUGUUGCUGCAGUACCACUUAUCUGGGGUUAGCAACAGAAACUGGGAUGUCACUGUUUAUACUUGCAGCCUCUUGUCUGCUCUCUUUAGAAAACCAGACAUUCUUGAGUUUAAACCGCCCGAGCGCAAGGCAAGCGCUUUGACCCUGUCUGAGGGUAGAAGCAUGUCCAGAGCUGUUUGUACCACCAGAAGGAGGGUCUUGCAAUUCACAGCUUUCCCCCUUGCUGAUCUUACCACCCAGCUCUGGAAGUGGACAAAUUCUGCCCAGCAGAAUUUGCAACCAGCAGUACAGAAAUGCCCUAAAAGACACUAAUACUGACAAGGUCAGGUUUCUGUUUCCAUGAGCAACUCAAUCCAGUUGGAGCUCACACAUUCAUUAACUGGGGUAAAGGAAACUAUUUGGGUACAAAAAAAUAAUCAUACAGUGUAGCAAGGUUUGGAAGCUUAGAAAGGAAUAAAUUAGGAACCAGAAUCACACAACUUCUUGGGCCUGUCCCCCUGAUGAACUGCAAGUUCCCAUUUGUCCCAGACAGUCUCUGUUUCAUCUCCAUCUCGGGAGAGAUUCCUCUACAGGUCAGUCCUUCUGCCCCCACAUGCUACUACAGGCUAAAAAGGAGGCUGGCCAGCAGGACAGCAAUGCCAGAACUCAAGGUGCCAACAAGGUGAAAAGGACUGCACCUGCUUGUUAACAGGGUGUGAGCUAGUCUUAGAUAAAGAGACUGUUUUUUUCUUUUGAAAAAAACCAGGCAGAUAAUUUUCCUGCUAAGGAAGAUCAUCAUCAGGGAAAUGGGGUAUCUUGCUAAUCACCUAGUAGUGCUUAAUUUUCAGGGGAGACUUUAGCAUUAGAUCUCAUUUUGAAAAUUAA